AUGGAUCUCGCGACGCACAUCCUGCUCCUGCUGUGCGGGUACUUGUCCUUCAAGGCGCUCCGCCUCGCGCCCACAUUCUUAGCCUCACGGCACAACAACAUUUACGAUUGCAUCCCUUCGCAUUCAACGCUGCGGGGACACCCCGCAGCGCUCGAGUCGGAAGCGACUGAGGAUGACACCAAGUGGCUGACCUUCUGGUUCGUGUACUCGAUCUUCUCCCUGGUGGAGUCGAUUUGCUCCUACGUCUCCUUCAUCAUCCCCUUCUACGGCGAGAUCAUGUUUGGCGUUCUAGUCUUCCUUGCCUUCUGCGGCGGCGCCAAGAUGGCCUACUCCAUGCUGCUGCGUCCGCUGCUGCUCAAGUACGGCAAAGAAAUCGACAACAGGCUGAGCCGUGUUCCGGGCAUGGACAUUGACCCCAUCGACGACAUCAAGGCGUGA
Molecule: messenger RNA, 438 nt
Organism: Emiliania huxleyi CCMP1516
Lineage: Eukaryota; Haptophyta; Isochrysidales; Noelaerhabdaceae
Exons: 5
Coding region: 1-438 (145 amino acids)
Source: RefSeq, a predicted model, not a curated record